Messenger RNA from Mugil cephalus (flathead mullet), 1105 nucleotides. RefSeq names its product chromosome 4 C1orf74 homolog (gene c4h1orf74). Lineage: Eukaryota; Metazoa; Chordata; Actinopteri; Mugiliformes; Mugilidae. The record is from RefSeq and is a predicted model, not a curated record. The transcript has a single exon. Bases 230 to 1021 code for a protein of 263 amino acids.
GUCUUGGACCAAACGAAGAAGAAACAAGGGACAUGAAUAAACACUCAGCGUAGAUGUAGGGCUGAAAAGAAGCAGUUACUCUUAAUUGGUGUCUAUGUUAAUGUUGUCUUUAACUCAGAUCCAUUUAGUUACUCUCCAUUUUGGAAUCUGCAUCUAAAUCAAUACUAGCCACAGUUUUUUUUAAUUUUUUUUUUUUUUUUAAUAAAUUCUGGACCUGAUUAAUGCAGCCAUGUCCACCCAGGAGCUCUUUGUUGCUGCAGCUCGUAAAUAUCUGUGCACCGGUAGAAAAUCUCUCUCUGCUCCUCAGAGUCUGGACCUGGCCGCUCAGGUCUCAGCCGUUGAUUUGGGGCUGAAGCCCGCCCUCUUGUAUGACAGCAACGGCGCCUGUGCAGAGCAGCUGCAGCAGUAUUUGAGCUCUUUGCAGUCUCUCCAGCUCGUGUCUGAAUCGCUUCUCACUCUGGAUUUAAGUGGAAACAGCAUUGUUGUGAAUCCAGUUACAGUCAGGUCGCAUCUAGAGAAGGUGCUCAGCGACGGCAACGUGGCUGUGAUUGACGUCUGCCACUCUCUGGAUAAGCCGUCCAUCAGCGAUCCGCUGAGAGGAGAGCUUCAGAGAAUGACACAAGAUUUACUGCUGCUUCUGGGCCCAACUCAACGUCUGCAGGAGGAUGGAAAACUCCUUAAUGCUGGGGAGAAAUGUGAGGAGUGGAACCUGUGCACAGUGUUUGGUCUUUUAUUGGGCUACCCCGUCACCUACUGGUUCGACCAGACCAAGAGCUUUGAAAACUGUUUGUCUAUGACUCCGCUGAGUGUGACCACAGCUUCGGCAACGUGGCACGUCAACACCGCAGCUCACAAAUGUCGUCUGUAUUCCUUCAGCGUCCCAGCUGCUCUGCAUGAAAAGACGCAGUCCAACCUGGAAAACUGGAGGCACCGUCUGCAAGAGAGAUUUGAGCAGCAGCACGUCCUAAAAGAUCUCACCAUCAGCCAGUCCAUAGUCACUUUGUCCUCGGUCUGUUUGUGAUGCCAUCAUAAGUUUGUUUUUGCAAUAUAAUGCUCUGGAAUAUGUGGGGUUAUUUAUCACAACAUUAAACUGUGUGAAAACAGG